This is a messenger RNA of Brenthis ino (lesser marbled fritillary), 1854 nucleotides long. The record is from the annotation of a GenBank genome assembly. Lineage: Eukaryota; Metazoa; Arthropoda; Insecta; Lepidoptera; Nymphalidae.
AUGGUAGCCGUGGAAACUUAUGUAAAUAAUCAUUUUGGUAAAAUUCUACCUACACUGAUAUUAGGCGACAACCAAAAAUCUCGAGUCCCUCUUAUACCUACCAAUAUUGAUCUAGAGUCUAUAACAUCAUCCCCACCUGCGGAAGAAUCAAUUGCUUUGGGCAAUAAACUACAUUACAUGAUCAAUUCGAUGAUUAAUACAAAUACUAAAUUAACUGCUCUUACUGAGUGUAGGGAGUCUAUGACAAAAUCCCAUAAAAAUGAUACAGAAAAUGAAUUGGACGAAGAUAUAGUAAAGAAAGAUGAAAUAUCAGCAUCUGAAUACCCUAUUGACGUAUUUAAAGACAAGAACAUUGUAACUGCUGUGGCGUGUAUUUCAAAAGAUAAUGAAAGAAGUGAAAUAAAUAAAGAUACAAUAAAAAAUCUGUUUAAAUAUGAAGCGAAUGAUUCGGAGAAUGAGGUUCAAAAUUUACAAAACGCGUUAUGUAAUCAAAUAUCAAAUGGUACAUUUCAAAAACGAUUGAAAAUAAAAAAACUAACCUUAACACCCAAACAUUCCAUACAACAAGUGAUUGUUCUAAAUUCUGGAGACGCUAAUUCAUUGCUUAUUAAAUCAACAAUGUCACAAAAAUUUACCUUUUCUAAAACAGAUAAAACGGAACUCAAACUUCUACCAAUUUUGUCGAAAAAAUCUAUAAAUAGAUCAUUCCCUCUUCAAGUAUCUACUGUGGGGUAUGCUUUUCCAAAAUAUAAUAAAAUGAUAAAUCUUACUAGAAACGAAGCAGUACUAUUGAAAGAGAAAACCUUAGAUAUAAAAUCUGUACAAAAAUUAAUACCUAAGGAAAAGCUGUGUGAUAAAAAUUUUCAGUGUAAUAUGUGCAUGAAGGAUGACGCAGAACUAAGAAAAUGUUAUAUUUCUGAAUUGGUAAAGAAUAAAUGUAUAAGCACUCGGUCUGAGAGCUUCUAUCGCUUAAGCGACUCUAUUGAGGAAGAUGUUGGAAAAUUGGGGAAAGUGACAGAAAAUACAGAGGAGUGUAAAGAUGAUGUUUCAGUUAACAUAACUGAUAAUCAUGAAAAUAUUAGCAACUCAACAUCGUUAGAUAUUCUUGUUAGUCUUUUAAAUGAGAUCAAAAAGAUUACAUCGUGUCAGGCUAAUAUUGUGAAUUAUAGCAACGAAAUGAGUACUGUUCCUAAAAACAAAGAAUUUGAGGUUUUACAUAACAAUGUUUCUGUUCCAGAAAAUACUCCAGAUAUAAGUAUUAAUAGUUCCAUGUCUUUGUCUUCUCUAAUCAGUCUGAAACACGAAAAUUGUUCCUUACUUCAAAAUGUUGUUGAGGAUGCUUAUCUUAAUUUUGAUACAACUGUAACUAAAAAAGUAGAGCUACGGAAUAUACAACCUUUAUUCUUAGAUAAGGAAGUGACUGUCAAAACGUCAGAAAAACACGUUGUACACACUUUUACAGAUGUACCAUCUCGUUUUUUUUCGACUACAGCCAAUAAAAGUACAGAGUUCAUAAAUUCUUUAAAAAUAAUUGAAAUGAGUUCAAGUCGCUCGUUGAGCUCAUUUUAUGACCGUAGUAUUUUACACUACAAUUCAUCAUUCCACAACAUUACGAAGUCACCAAAAUUUAACCAAGAAGUAUUAUUGGUCAGGGAAACAACCAAUAAGAAUAAAAGAAACGAGAUCAUGCUCUCAAAUGCUUUAACAAAAAAUAUGAUGGAACAUAAGAAUAAUGCACUCUCUGAAUUUGAUCCAUUAAUGAAAAUGAAAAGAGAUAUUUUAGUGACUGUUUAUUCUGUCCUAGUUUUAACUGUUUUUGCCGCUUUAACAUUUCCGGAUUUUUUACAUCUUGUG